Molecule: messenger RNA, 793 nt
Organism: Carya illinoinensis
Lineage: Eukaryota; Viridiplantae; Streptophyta; Magnoliopsida; Fagales; Juglandaceae
Exons: 2
Coding region: 265-717 (150 amino acids)
Molecular function (GO): zinc ion binding
Source: RefSeq, a predicted model, not a curated record
UUCAUACCUUUAGUUGUUCUGUUUUUAAGCUUACUUGGAUGGAUUUGAAUAUGAUUAAAUGGGAUUGAAGUGAUAUUAUUUGCAUGAUAUUCUCUUGAUUUCAUACCUUUAGUUGUUCUGUUUUUAAGCUUACUUGGAUGGAUUUGAAUAUGAUUAAAUGAGGCUGAACUGAUAUUAUUUGCAUGAUAUUCUCUUGAUUUCAUACCUUUAGUUGUUCUGUUUUUAAGCUUACUUGGAUGGAUUUGAAUAUGAUUAAAUGUUUAUAUGUUCUGGUUCAGGAAAAUUAUGUUGUCAUCACCUUCGUCUUCUUCAUCCAUUGGUAAACGUACUUCGAGUCAACCUUCCUGCUUCUGUGAGGUUGAGGCAACACUGAGAUACUCAAAUACUCCCAAAAAUCCAGGACGACCCUUCUUAGGCUGCCCGAAGUACAACAAUGAGGGCUUACCGUAUUGCAAGUUCUUCAAGUGGGCGGAUGGUGCUUUGGACGUAGAGCAAGAAAUUGAAGAUAUAAAGCAAUAUCUAUUAAGGAGGGAGGAAGAGCUGAGAAUGGAUAAAAUUGAGUUCAGAAAGCGAGCCGAUGCCAUGGAGAAGAUGUUGGCUAAUAUACUUGAGGAGGUUCGGAAGCAAGAUGCUCAAAACAGGCGGAGACGCACACUAAACAAUCUGUAUUGGGCUGUUGCCAUUGUUGUCUCAUGUUACUUUCUGGUGUCUAAGUGAUUUCUAUUUGAAUGUAUAGCUUUAUUUUGUGUAUGUAUAUUAAGUUAGUCUGAACAAAACUUGGACGUUUGUAAUG